Molecule: messenger RNA, 1268 nt
Organism: Esox lucius (northern pike)
Lineage: Eukaryota; Metazoa; Chordata; Actinopteri; Esociformes; Esocidae
Gene: tmem183a
Product: transmembrane protein 183A
Exons: 8
Coding region: 135-1223 (362 amino acids)
Biological process (GO): regulation of protein stability
Cellular component (GO): SCF ubiquitin ligase complex
Molecular function (GO): protein binding
Source: RefSeq, a predicted model, not a curated record
GAUGGCUGAAGAUCCUGGAGGAACACUUUUCAAUUUUUCUCCCACAUUUUUCUCUUUCUCUUUACUUCUGCUUGUCUUAGAGACAUGGCAGGACACACAGCCUUGAUAAGUGGACACAGAUCCUUGUUACAGUCAUGCCCAAGAAAGGGAACCGAAAACGGCUGAAAUUUCGGCCCGGGGACGUCUGCUCGGAGUCAGUGACUGUAGCUGAUUUCGCCAAUGCCGACCCAGCGGUUGUGAAGUCAGGGAGGGUGAAGAAGGCUGUGGCCAAUGCAGUUGAAAAAGAAGUGAAGCUGUUGUGUGGACUGGAGGCGUGGCAGGGUUCCCUGCUGGAGGUGUGCUCGCCAGCAGCCAGCAUCAAUGGAGACUCCCAGAGUCUAGACGACCUGGAAUCUCUAGGGAAUGGAGGGAACGAGGCCAAAGAGACACGCAAGAAGAAAAACAAGAGAAGGAAAGAGUCUAGUGAAUGCAGUGAUGGGGAGGACUACCCAGUGGAUGUCUGGUUGGUGCUGGCUUCCUAUAUCCGUCCAGAGGACGUGUGUACGUUUGCUCUGAUAUGCAGAAAUGCCUGGACUGUCACCUGCACUGCUGCCUUCUGGACCAGACUAUACAGGAGGCACUACAGACUGGACGCUCAGCUGCCGUUCCGUCUUCAGCCAGACACCAUUGCCAGGAAGCGUUGUCUACGCGCUCGUGUGAUUCGCUCCCUCUUCCAUCUUUAUGAGCCAUUUAGCUCACGGGUCUCCCGAAGUCCCGCCCUCCCUGACUCCACGCCCACUAUGCUGCUCAACUCCAAGUGUCUGCUGUUCUGGGUCAAUAAGGUUGUGGGCACGCGGCCGGAGCCUCUCUGGGAGUUCAACUUCAAGUUUGUGAAGCCGGCGCUGGGCGGGAGGGGUUCUGGCUCCCCCCGGGCCCUGCUGCUGCCUCGUCAGUAUGAGGAGGUCCACGCCAACCCGGACUCUGACUGUUACCUGCUACAGGUCACCACGCUCAACUUCAUCUUCACCUCUGUGGUCAUGGGGAUGACCCUCACCCAGUUCAACAUCAACGUGAGCACGGACAUGCGUCACCACAGAGUGCGCCUGGGCUUCCAGGACUCUCCGCCGCGGCGCGGGGGGCGGAGGGUGGAGCAGGCAGGGACACAGGUGGUGCUGGACCCUGUACACAGCGUGAGGCUCAUGGACUGGUGGCAUCCGCAGUACCCUUCCUCCCCCUACACCUGACCCCGCCUCCCCCUACGCCUGACCCCGCCUCCCCCUACGCCUGAC